AGACGAGCCGCUCAGAGGAACCGCGCGUCUCCGGACAGCCGGCAGCGGCCGGUCGCCGGGGACCGGGGUGUGGCUAGUGUGACGGCGUGGCGUGUCAGAGGUGCUCCUGGGUGUGACGAUGUGACAAAAAGGGAGCUGACGGUCAGGGCGGUGUGAUGAUAGUCCCGUGGAGGCGCUGUCGGAGACAAUGCGCCGCCGUGACCGCCCUGCUAGCUCUGAGCUUCAUCGCCGGCAUUGGACUGAUAUCAGGUCCGGAGAGGGGUCCGUCCCCCGGCUGCCAGCGGAUCCUGCGCCUGAGCUCCUCACUGCUGGGCUGUGUGGACCGCCACCCCCACCCGGGCGCCUGCCGCUCCGGCUCAAUGGACGCAGCCGCGGUGACAGCCUGCCUGCGGCGGCGCGCCGCGCGGCUCCGGCGGCCGGCGCGGCUCGUGCUGGUCGGCGACUCCCGGGCCCGGAUCCUGCAGCAGCAGCUGAGCGCCUUCCUGCAGCUGGCGAACGGCUCAGAGCCGGUGGACGUGCGCGCCGAGGACGUGCCCGAAGGCCCGCUGCGCCGUCACCAGCUCUCAACCACCCGCGACUUGUGCCGAAAGUUUGACAAAUUCUGCAGUCACCUGGUGGGCAACGACCUGCUGCAGGUGGACUUCUGGCGGCGGCCCUACCUGCACACCCUGUUCACCGGCAAACUGCGGAGCCUCGUGGCCGAGUGUCGGGCGGGUGCGGACGGCUGCCCGGACCUGGUGGUGCUCAACGGAGGCAUGUGGUACCUCAGAGCGUUCGACGCCAUCAGGGACGUCAUCAACACGCCGAUGACGGGCGCGAUGAUGAUGAGAGACCACGUGGGCGCGCUCAGAGAGGUGCUGACGGAGCUGGUCUCGCACACGACGGUCGUAUGGCGCCUGGAAGAGGCCGUCAUCACCGAUGCCUUACCUCUGGACAGGAAGGAUACGGUGCAGAGAAAGCUCACCAUGUCACACGCCCUCUUCUUCGACCUUCAACGUCAGGUGCCGGGACUGCUGGUGUGGUCUUCCAUGCUACCGGAGACGUUCGACUUUGCGCAGCGCGUGUGCCGCCCCGUCAAACAAAUCGCCAACUCCACUGACAUUGUCGUAGAGGAGAUUUUCGACGAAUGCGACGACGAGAUCCACGUGGGCCCAGAGAUGCGCCAGCGUUUCGUCUCAAAACUGCUGGACAUUUUGUGUGAGACGGAUGGGGAUAGGGAGCUCGGACACUGCUGCAGAGGGUAGGCCGGCCACCCUCCCAGAGCUGCGAGCUUAAACAGUAUGCCAUCCACUAUCGCAGGUACCGUAAAUGCUUUAAUUGCGCACUGCAGUGUGGCAUACUAAGAUCACACCCCUGGUAUGGUAUAUUAACC
Molecule: messenger RNA, 1372 nt
Organism: Amphibalanus amphitrite
Lineage: Eukaryota; Metazoa; Arthropoda; Thecostraca; Balanomorpha; Balanidae
Exons: 3
Coding region: 156-1244 (362 amino acids)
Source: RefSeq, a predicted model, not a curated record